This is a messenger RNA of Momordica charantia (bitter melon), 2468 nucleotides long. RefSeq names its product cellulose synthase-like protein H1. Lineage: Eukaryota; Viridiplantae; Streptophyta; Magnoliopsida; Cucurbitales; Cucurbitaceae. Gene Ontology annotation, molecular function: cellulose synthase (UDP-forming) activity. Gene Ontology annotation, biological process: cellulose biosynthetic process. The record is from RefSeq and is a predicted model, not a curated record. Gene Ontology annotation, cellular component: membrane.
UUGGCUCUCCCUCCAAUUGAUUAACUUAUCCCAAACCCAAACUUGUGUAACCACAUCUCGCCCAAUUUCUCCCAUGGCCAACGCCGCGCCUCUGUUUGAAAGAGUGGCAAUUACAAGACCCAUCGACGCAGUGCUGGACGCUGCAAUUUGCUUCCUCCUGAUUUCCCUCCUCGCCUAUCGCCUUCUAUUCCUCUGUAACCAUGGCUUCUCUUUCCUCCACGCCGCCGCCUUCCUCUGCGAGUCCUGGUUCACCUUCAUCUCCCUCCUCCACGUUUCCAUCAAAUUCAACCCCGUCCGUUUCACAACCUAUCCCCACCGCCUACGCCUCCUCAAACGGGCUGAGGAUCUUCCUCGGGUGGACGUAUUUGUUACGACCGCAGAUCCGACGUUGGAACCACCGAUAAUCACCGUCAACACGGUUCUGUCUGUGUUGGCCCUAGAUUAUCCGGCCAAUAAAUUGGCUUGCUAUGUCUCCGACGAUGCCUGUUCUCCCCUCACCUUCUAUUCCCUCACGCAAGCUCUCAAAUUCGCUCAAAUUUGGGUUCCCUUUUGCCGCAAGUAUGGGGUUCAGGUCCGAGCGCCGUUCCGAUACUUCUCCGGUAGUUAUUCAACCGACGACGGCGAGUCGGCAGAGUUCCGGCGAGAGUGGAAGGAAAUGAAGGUGGAGUACGAGAAGCUGUGUAGCACGAUUGGGGCGGCAUGUCAAAUUCCAGCAUCGGACUCACAUGUCCUUGUUGGGGGUGGGGACCACGCAGAUUUCUCCGCUGCAGACUCCAAAAACCAUGCUCCAGUUGUCAAGAUAUUAUGGGAAAACAAAGAAGGUCAUGGGGAUGAAGUUCCACACUUGGUUUACGUAUCAAGAGAAAAGAGACCUAAAUAUUCACACAAUUUCAAAGCCGGUGCCAUGAACGUUUUGACUAGAGUCUCUGGAUUAAUGACAAAUGCUCCUUACAUAUUGAACGUAGAUUGUGAUGUGUUUGUGAACGACUCCAGUGCAAUUCUUCAAGCAAUUUGUGCACUCAUUGACCCCAGGAGUGAUGAAGAAGUUGCAUUCGUUCAAUUUCCCCAACGUUUCUAUGGUGGAUCCAAACAUGACUUGUAUGGAAAUCAUUUCCUUGUCUUCAUGGAGUCCAUCGUUCCUGGACUAGCAGGAAGUCAAGGACCGAGCUACAUGGGAACAGGGUGUAUUCAUCGACGAAAAGUCUUGUAUGGCCAAUUACCAAAUCAACCUAAUAUUAAUGGAAAAUUUUCAGAAACAAAAUUAUUUAAAAAAUUUGGAUACUCCGAAGACUUCAUCAAAUCAGCUACUUCUGCUUUGAUGGGCGCCGCAGACGGCUAUCCGUACUCUCUGCAAUACCCAGUUGAAGCCUUAAACAAAGUCGCGGGUUGUGGUUACGAGUAUGAUACUUGUUGGGGUGUUGAGGUAGGGUUAUACUACGGGUCCGCGACCGAGGACAUUUUUACAGGCAUGAUGAUCCAGAGCCAGGGUUGGAAAUCCAUUUACCUCAACCCAAACCCACCAGCCUUCCUCGGUUGUGCGCCCACGAGCGGCCCGGCCACGUUCACCCAACUCAAGAGAUGGAUGACAGGCUUUCUUGAAAUCUUCUUCAGCAAAAAUUGUCCCAUUUUUGCUGCUCUCUUUGGCAAACUUCACCUCAGGCUAUGUAUGUUCUACGUUUGGAUCUACCUCUGGGGAAUCAGUUCUAUUCCAGAGCUUUGCUAUGCCGCUUUGCCCGCAUACUGUCUCAUCACCAACUCUCGCUUCUUACCCGAGCUACAAGAGCGUGAAAUAUUCAUACCUUUUUUGCUCUUCGUCCUCUACAACAUCCAACAAGUGUUACUAUAUUUGAAAACGGGACAAUCGAUUAGGGCUUAUUGGAACAAUCAGAGAAUGGCGAGAAUAAACACAAUGUGCGCGUAUUUAUUUGGUGUUAUGGGCAUUGUGCUUAAGUUCUUAGGAUUAUCAGAAACGAUAUUUGAAGUGACAAAAAAGGAGUCAUCUUGUUCCAGCGAUGGUGGCGAGACGGAUGAGAAUUCAGGUCAAUUCACAUUCGACAAGUCGCCGUUGUUUGUGCCAGGCACGACAGUUUUGAUGAUGCAAUUGACAGGGUUGUUCAUGAGUAUUUGGAGAUGGCCAGCCAAGGCGGGCGAAGUGGGGGAAGUGACGUGUAGUGUGUGGUUGGUUUUGUGCUUCAUGCCAUUCUUGAAGGGGAUGUUUGGGAAAGGAAGAUAUGGGAUACCGUUUUCCACCAUGUGCAAGUCCAGUUCUUUAACAAUGUUAUUUGUAUACUUGUCUCUAAAGACAGUUAUGUAGGACCAACAGAAUUUGUUUGUGUUUGUAGUCUAAUUUGUGUUUUUUGCUUUAAUAAAAAUGUUGGAAUUAGCAGCUGCGCAUUCUCUAGUUAUUGUAAUGUAAUUUUUUUGAUUAAUUAGUAUUAUCGAAGGAUAUUGAUGUUUUUAAUAGUUCA